Penaeus chinensis is the source of this 1145-nucleotide messenger RNA. Its product is annotated as microsomal glutathione S-transferase 1-like. Bases 176 to 613 code for a protein of 145 amino acids. NCBI's taxonomy places the organism in Eukaryota, Metazoa, Arthropoda, Malacostraca, Decapoda, Penaeidae. The record is from RefSeq and is a predicted model, not a curated record. Gene Ontology annotation, cellular component: membrane. The transcript is spliced from 4 exons.
GAGAACAAUAACCAUUAGUACAUAAUAAAAGACCAAAAGAUAAAAUGCACAGAGACGUUGGCACUUGAGUCCUUGAGGCCCCAGACUACAACUCGGGGAAAUAGAGAAGAUAAGCCGCUGUUGUGACUUGCUCCUCGUGUUCUCCUUUGCUCUCCGGGAAUAAAACCAACCCACGAUGGGACCACUCGACUUAGACAACCCAGUGUUCGUGAGUUAUGUCUUCUACUCGGCUAUACUGGCCCUCAAGAUGCUGCUCAUGGGACCCAUCACGGGCUAUUACCGGAUUACCAAGAAGGUGUUCGCCAACCCAGAGGACGCAGCCAAGUUCAAUACGAAAGAAGUGAAGAUGAACGACGCAGACGUGGAGCGCGUGCGCAGAGCUCACCAGAACGACUUGGAAAACAUCCCCGUGUUCUGGGUGGUGGCUCUUCUCUUCGUGCUCACAGGCCCCUCGGAAACCACGGCCCGCUACGUCUUCCGCAUCUACACCAUCGCCCGCAUCCAGCACACGGUCAUGUACCUGAAGAGCAGCGGCAUGCGUGGGAUCGCCUACGGUGUCGCUCUGGCACUGAAGCUCUUCAUGGCGGUCACGGUCAUCUAUACUUUCUGGUAAAAUGUGGGGUGGGUUGCUGGACAUCGUUUUUUAUUAUUUUUGUUUAAUUGUAUUAUUAUUAUUAUUAUUUAUGUAGUUGAUUAUUAUUGUUUGUGUUAAUGUCAUCUUUGGUUUUGUUGCUACAUUUAUUUUCAUGAUCGUUACCUUGUUGUUUAGUUAAUGCUAUUAUUAUUACUAUUAUCUUUAGUUAUCAUUACUAUUAUCGCUGUCAUUUCUUUAAUAAUUAUUACUAUUAUCAUUAUUGUUUAAUUUUGGGGAAAGGGGGUUUGAGGAUAAUGUUAGGGGGGGGGGGGGGGGUCCAAGAAGGACACUUAUGUAUGUUCCUGAACGGUAUUCUCUGUCAGACAAACGGGCCAGUGUAGCCUCACCAUGUACUGCCGUCUUUUGUAAUCUUUAUAUAGUCUCGUUUAUUUAAUUUCUCUUGUAUUUUCCUUGUUUGAUAAGUAAGAAAGGAAAGUGCACUUGUUAGAAAAAUUCACAUUAGUACAUUCCAUUACUGUACGCUCAAUAAAGUUGGCAAAAUAACCGUAAA